UGGCUAUGCAAAACCAGCAGGACCACUGCUUCAGGUGUCUGUGACAACAGGGAACAACAAUAUACAGAUCCGUGCAACACUAAAAUAGUAGAGAUGGAACAAGGGACAGGAAGGAUUCUGAAGAUUCUGUUCCUGUUGACACUCACUGGUCAAUGCCAAGUUUCAGGGCAGCUCUCUGACCUGAGGAUAGUUCUGGUGGGGAAGACUGGAUCAGGGAAGAGUACAACAGGAAACACCAUCCUGGGGAGGGAGGGGUUUAAAGUGGAGGCUUCUCCAGUGUCUGUGACUGCACAGAGUGAGAAACAGAGUGGAGUGGUGGAUGGGAGGAAGAUUGAUGUCAUCGACACCCCGGGGCUCUAUGACACAACAAUGUCUCAAGAAGAGAUAAAAAGAGAAAUAGAGAAGGCCAUCUACAUGUCAGUCCCAGGACCCCACGCCUUCCUGCUGGUGAUCAGACUGGGGAGGUUCACAGAGGAGGAGCAGAACACUGUGAAGUGGAUCCAGGAGAACUUUGGAGAAGAUGCCUCAAUGUACACCAUCUUGCUGUUCACUCAUGGAGAUCAACUGAAGGGCAAAACAGUCAAAGGGUUUCUUGCUCAGAGCAAAGCGCUAAGGAGACUCAUCAAUAUGUGUGGGGGCAGAUAUCACUCCCUAAUCAAUGACAAGAGAGAAGACAACACUCAGGUUAGAGAGCUGCUGGAGAAGAUUGAGGAGAUGGUGGUGGAGGACAAUGGAGGAGAACACUACACCAGUGCUGACUAUGAAGAGGCUCAGAGAAAGAUCAGCGAUAUUACGUUUUACUGUAAACUGGCAGCGUACGGCGGUCUAGCCGCAGCAGGUCUAGGGAUGUUGUCUGCUUCACCGGUAUUGGUGGCAGCAGGUCUAGCUGUAGGCGUCAGCCAAGGGUAUGAAUGCACUAUGCAUAUGCUAGGCUUUUAAAACACCGGGGGUACGUUCAGUUGGUCUUAACGUUUUGCUACGUAUGGCAACGGUACUUACUGAAUGAUAUAACAGUUCUUUCAAAACCAUUUGCAAUGUUAUAUAUAUAUGCUAGCCGGGUGGCAGGGUGGCCCUAGCAGGGUGUGAACGUGGAAAAUGUGAACAAAACACUCCUGCUGCACUGUACACAAUCACCCUCUCAUCACCUAUAGUUACAAUGUUCCUCAACUCAAAUCAUGAUAGUUUUUGAAAGCAGCCCAGGUGUUGACCAUGUUUUUUCAUCUUAGUGCAUGUAUUUAGUGUGGAAAUAUAGUAUUGUUGUGUCUUUACUAUGGAUUAAAUGACAUGACAUGCUAUUUUAUAAAAUAAAUUAUCUGUAAUUAAUAUUACCUGAUUAAACUAAUCAUGCAAAUGUAAUUAACUAGGAAGUCGGGGCACCACGGAAGCAUGUUUAUAGAGCUGUUGUCUUCCGAAUAAACUCUUAAAGACCUGGUCA
This is a messenger RNA of Oncorhynchus mykiss (rainbow trout), 1435 nucleotides long. NCBI's taxonomy places the organism in Eukaryota, Metazoa, Chordata, Actinopteri, Salmoniformes, Salmonidae. The record is from RefSeq and is a predicted model, not a curated record.